AUGCCAAGUUUCCACUAUUACUGUCCUCAAAGUCAGAAUUUGUAUCGCUAUUUCUUCGCAACCUGCAUCGGACUCAUUAUCAUGCCGGUGUCAAGCUGCGUUCACUGUUUCCGGUAUAAACCAGUGCUGAUGAGCCAGAUAAUGGGCAAUUUGCCCGCCGAUAGAGUCCGAAUGGAGCGCCCCUUUCUAGUUUGCGGAGUAAAUUUUUGUGGUCCAUUUUAUGUGUCCUUAAAGGUCCGCGGUAGACAUCCUAUCAAAACUUAUGUGGCCGUUUUUGUGUGCUUUUCGUCAAAGGCUGUUCACCUUGAACUUCUUGUGGACCUAUCCACUGACAGCUUCUUAUCCGUAUUUAAAAGGAGCGUGCAGCGUGCUGAAGGAGCUGAGCGAAGCGUUUCACCGCAGUCGGGACGAGCUCAGCGGAUACGCAGCUCAGAGAGGCGUCGAGUGGUGUUUCAUGUGGUAACCUCACACUUCGGAGGACUUUGGGAAGCAGCCGUCAAGUCCGCCAAAACCCGGUUGCUGCGAGGAGUCGGCAACGCCAAGCUCACAACGGACGAGUUGAGCACCCACCUGGUCGAGGUAGAGGCGCUGCUCAAUUCGCGUCCAAUCGCGUCGCCGGGCAACGAUCCCAACGAUGGAGAGGUCCUAACACCAGGACACCUACUAAUCGGGCAGCCUCUCAUCACUCUGCCACAAGAAUCCGGCUCAGGAGGAGUUUGCAGCAAGGCCAGUUGCGCGUAUUUGAAGCGGUGGCGAAUUCUGUCCGCUCUCAAGCAGCAGUUUUGGGACGGCUGGUCUCAGGACUACAUCGCCAGCCUGCAGCAGCGCAACAAAUGGAGCGUCAGAUGCCGCGAUCUGGAGGUCGGUUGCCUAGUGGUCGUCCACAAGGACAACGUACCCCCGCAGCGUUGGCUAACAGGCCGCGUGGUGGCAACAACAGCAGGCGAGGACGGUAGAGUGCGUGUGGCGGAAGUGCGGACGUCAGGAGGCGUCAUCAAGCGCGCCGUCCACAAGCUGGCAUUACUGCCAGUGCAUACUGCUCCUGUUGAGGAGGUCAAAGAGCCGGAGGUCUUUAACGGGGCCGGAAUGUUGGAGCAGUAG
Molecule: messenger RNA, 1101 nt
Organism: Drosophila yakuba
Lineage: Eukaryota; Metazoa; Arthropoda; Insecta; Diptera; Drosophilidae
Exons: 3
Coding region: 1-1101 (366 amino acids)
Molecular function (GO): nucleic acid binding
Source: RefSeq, a predicted model, not a curated record